Molecule: messenger RNA, 932 nt
Organism: Meloidogyne enterolobii
Lineage: Eukaryota; Metazoa; Nematoda; Chromadorea; Rhabditida; Meloidogynidae
Source: the annotation of a GenBank genome assembly
UUCAUGUUUUAUUGUAUAUUUUUAUGUAACAACUCAUUUUUAAACCCCCCUGUCGGGUUGUUUUCUGUGAUGUUUAUGAGUGUAAUUUUUAUUUUUUUGAUAAAAUCUGUCCAAAUAGGAUCGGAAAUUUUUUUUAUUUUUCAAAAAUCCACGCAAAAAUCCAACGCUUUUUAAUAAGAAUUUAACUUUGUUUUUUUAUUUUUUUCAGAUAAUAUAAAAAAUUCUAAUAAUACCAUACAAUAUUCUAACAAUUUUUAUCAGUUUAGAUUUCUCACUUACAAAUAUUCGAAAUCAUUAUAUUUAUCAGUCAAAGAAUUUUUAAAAAUUAAUUUCGAAAAAAUUAAACCAUCUUUAAACAAAAAUUAAAAAAAAAUAAAUUUCAAUUUAAUUUUGAUUCUCCGGAAACAGAAUAUUGAAGGCCUGGAUAUAGUUUGUAAUAUAGAUGAAAUUAAUUUGUUUUUCCAAUUCCUCCUCUAUAAGCUCAAUUUCUUCUUUCAUUGUAGGUGGUAAAAAAUAUUAAUGUUGUGUCUUAUUGCUGCAUUUACCUUUGCCUCCGCCCCGCCAACCCAUAUAACCCUGCCGUUUUCAUCAAUUUCACCAAGAAAUGAAUAUCCUCAAGAAAAUAUGUUCACAAGUUAAAAAUUUGGCAGCCCCUUUCGGCCAAAAGCCAAUACUCAACUUCAAAGCAUUUUGAUUCCUUAUGUACAUCUCAGCGGCGAUCGCCGAGUCGAUCAAUGUUUCCGAGCAAUUACCAAUAGCAACACAAAAAGCGAUGAAAGUGCCGCAAAAGAUGAGGAGGAACAAAUAGGAGGCAUACUUGUUCAACAAGUUUAUAAAGAUGAUGUUACUGGAGAUGAAGAAAAUAACAUGGAAGUACCAGAGAAUAGCAUGGAAGUGUCUGGACCUUCGAAUGUAAAAUCCUCUGGUACUUC